This is a messenger RNA of Penicillium vulpinum, 1698 nucleotides long. Its product is annotated as MDR family MFS transporter. The record is from RefSeq and is a predicted model, not a curated record. Gene Ontology annotation, molecular function: transmembrane transporter activity. Gene Ontology annotation, biological process: transmembrane transport. The transcript has a single exon. Bases 1 to 1698 code for a protein of 565 amino acids. NCBI's taxonomy places the organism in Eukaryota, Fungi, Ascomycota, Eurotiomycetes, Eurotiales, Aspergillaceae.
AUGGCAGAAAUAACUUCACAGUCGAGGGAAAAGCCAUCGCUAACCGAAAUAGUUGUCCAAGAGCCUCUUCGCGUGCCAGUAGAAGAACAACAUCAAGAAUGCGAAGCCCCAACGCAAUCUAACAAUAACCAUCUCACUUCAAAGAAGACAUGGCGCUUCUGGGCCGUUUUCCCUGCACUAUGCAUGACAACUUUCCUCUCGGCCCUCGAUACAUCCAUUCUCUCGACCGCCCUUCCCACAAUAGCGCUUGAUAUCGAUGCUGGCGAGCUGUACAUGUGGAUUACGAACUCAUAUAUUCUAUCAUCGACGGUUGUUCUGCCAUUGUUUGGCCAGACCGCAAAUAUCUUCGGUCGACGAUGGAUGCUGAUUAUCUCGGUUGUCACAUUUGCCUUGGGAAGUGGCAUGGCCGGUGGUGCAAGGAACACUGGACUUCUUAUUGCGGGACGAACAAUCCAAGGCAUCGGUGGCGGCGGUAUCAACACACUCGUGGACAUCGUCAUUUGUGACCUAGUCCCCCUCCGCCAGCGAGGUAAAUAUGUCGCGCUUAUGGCAGCUGUUUGGGCAAUUGGAACGGUGAUCGGCCCCGUCCUAGGUGGCGCGUUCGCCCAGUAUGUCUCAUGGCGUUGGGUAUUCUAUAUCAACCUGCCACUUUGUGCUGCGUCCCUUGUGCUGUUAGUGCUGUUCCUUCGAGUCACACACCCGCCCAGGAAUGGUACUGUGUGGUACCAGCUCAAGCGCGUUGACCUCGUUGGUAAUUCUAUCCUUACAGCUGCUGUUAUCUCAAUUUUGCUCGCCCUCACCUGGGCUGGAACAACGUACGCUUGGUCUUCAUGGCGGGUUCUUUUACCUCUUAUCCUAGGGGUUGGGGGGCUGUUCCUUUUCUACGCCCAUCAAAUGUCACGAUUCUGUGCUGAGCCAUCGAUCCCGCUCCAGCUGUUCUCAAGCGGAACUGGGACUUGCGCACUAUGGAUUGCGUUUUUUCAGUCGAUCCUACUGUACUGGGUUGGAUAUUUCCUGCCUGUCUACUUCCAGGCUGUACGUAGCUCGACUGCCACGCAAUCAGGGCUCUACGUGCUUCCUAUCACUGCUGCAAUCGCGCCUUUUGGCAUCAUCACGGGAGUUAUCAUCGCGAUGACUGGCAAAUACCGCAUUUUCCACUUCCUGGGAUAUAUAUUUCUCACUAUUGCCAGUGGCCUCUUCUCGCUCCUAGAUGACCAUUCGCCUGCUCGUGACUGGGCUGGCUUUCAGAUACUCUUUGGCGCUGGUUCUGGUAUGAUCUUCUCCAGCACCCUACCCCCAAUCCAGGCAUCACUACCCGAGUCCGACGUGGCCACUGCAACCUCCACCUGGGCGUUUAUGCGCAGCUUUGGUUGUAUAUGGGGUAUUGUUAUUCCAACCACUGUCUUCAACGCACGUGUCCAGGAGCUGUUGUAUCGCGUCAGUGAUCUGUCUCUGCGCACAAAACUUGCUAAUGGAGGUGCAUAUGCUAUGGCCAGCCAAGGGUUGAUGCGUACUUUGCAUGAUAGCCCGACUCUUAUGGCGGAAGUACUCAGUGUUUAUCAAGAUAGUUUACGAUGGGUUUGGUGGAUUUCAAUCCCAUUUGGUGGUAUUGGGUUGCUUCUCUGUAUACCUAUUAAACAACUGGAGCUCACAGAGGAUUUGCAUACAGAGUUUGGAUUACACAGAGAAGAAGAGUGA